AUUUACUGUCAGUGGAAUGUCAAAUAUGAGUCAAAACAAAAAUAUCUGAAUGCAUUUUUGUUGUACAAACGAAGUGAAAAUUUGAAGAAUUUCUAUUUUAUUCGUGAAAUAUUUUACACAAAAAUUUGAUUUAGAAUAAGUAUACUGUGACCCUGAUGAUAUGUACGACGAUGCAAAAUUAGAUCCGUUGUGCUGUUGUGAAUACUUUGAUCGCGAUAAUGAACGAAAUCAUUUACUUGGGUGCUGUUGCAAUUGCAUUGAUUUUGACAUAGCAUGUGAAAGGUACUAAUAGGAGUGGUAGUUGUGACCGGUGUUUUAAGAAAUUGAGUAAAAAAUAUUAGGAAUUCUGUUGGUUGGAUAGAUUGAUCACCUGUGAAUCUAUUUCAACAAAAAUUAAGUCCAAUAUGCUGUUGACAUUUCAAGACCGACUUCGAAUUCCAUGGAGAGGUGGUGCAAAACAGAUUUCCUUUGAGGCCACAAUUCCGAUUGUACUUCUACCGGUAUCACUAUUCGUGGCCGCUGUAAAUGUGUACUGCUGCAUUGCUACUUGCUUGGUCAUUCCACUGUUUUUGGGCUACACUUACUACUGUCUGAGAAGUAUAUUUCCAAGAACGAAAUUCUUCUUUCUGUGGUCCUUUUGGUCGGUUGCAUACUUAUGUAUUUUGUUUGAAUCAACUGUGCCACUAAUGGAAAUUUUACCCGAAGAAAAUGCCGUGCUCAUCUUGAUGAUUGUUGCGGCAAUGUUUUGCUUCUAUAAGGUAAAAUUGAGAGCUCCACUCAAUCAUGUGGUGCAAAGCGAUACUGAUAUAGACAAUUUACCCGACAUUACCGAGGAGCAGACAACACUCCUAAUCGACGAUGAUGGAGAGUCCGACGAAAGUGAGGCCAAUCCAAAUAUAUGUUCCAAAUGUCACAAAUACACUCCACCGCGUACAUUCCACUGUGCCAUCUGUCAGGCCUGCAUUGUGAAACGAGAUCAUCAUAACAUUUGGCUGGAUGCUUGUGUGGGUGAAUCGAAUCAUCGGUUCUUCUUUUUCGGAUGCAUCAUCAGCAUAAUGGCGCUGAUUUUAGGCACAAAUCUAGCCCUAACAUCGAUAUGCCAUCCGUUCUCGAUUGGACGAAUAUUCGGCAUACCAAUUUUCUUACCGGACGAUUGUAGCGAAGUGUUUGAUCAAUUCGAUGUUGCUCUAUGCUUCGUUGGGUCAAUUUAUGGAAUUAUGUUGGCCAUCUGCUUGACCAUGGUCAUAUUGCAGCAAAUUUUCUUCAUAUCUAAGGGAGUGACGGGAACAGAAUGGCAUCGCGGAGAUGUAUCAUCCCGAAAAAACUGUUAUGUCAAUUGGAAAAUAUUUUGCUGUUGGUUGCGUUGAUGAGGAAAAAGACUUGAAAUAUGUGCAGGCUGUAAGAUCUGUAUUUGCUGUUAGUUAGCAUUUUAUUUGGCUAUUAUCUACGUACUCAAUAAGAUAAGCUUUCCAUCUCUUUAUCAUCUAAAUCUAGUAACACCAACUCGAUUGUUUUAAUUGUUUUCACUUUUCAACUAGUCAAUAUAGUGUUUACAUAAACAUAAUUAAAGCUAUCGAAUUCGAUGAAUUAAACCAAAUUAAAUUUAA
Messenger RNA from Bradysia coprophila, 1607 nucleotides. RefSeq names its product zinc finger DHHC-type palmitoyltransferase GABPI (gene GABPI). Lineage: Eukaryota; Metazoa; Arthropoda; Insecta; Diptera; Sciaridae. Gene Ontology annotation, molecular function: palmitoyltransferase activity. The record is from RefSeq and is a predicted model, not a curated record.